GGAGGAGAGUGGCUGCCUCAGGAGGACCCCUCUCCCCCCAGAAAUUACUCAAUGCUGAAACCUUUCAAAGUGAUAUUCGAGGCGCUGGAAGCACCAUGGAUGGGUUUUAUGAUCAGCAAGUCCCUUUUAUGGUCCCAGGGAAAUCUCCAUCAGAGAAAUGUCGAGGGCGGCCUGUGAUUGACAGAAAGAGGAAGUUGGACACAGAUCUGGCCCAUGAUUCUGAAGAGUUGUUUCAGGAUCUCAGUCAACUUCAAGAGGCUUGGCUAGCUGAAGCACAAGUUCCUGAUGAUGAACAGUUUGUCCCAGAUUUCCAGUCUGAUAACUUGGUGCUUCGUGCCCCACUUCCAACCAAGAUCAAACGGGAGCUGCACAGCCUCUCCUCGGAGCUGUCAUCCUGUAGCCAUGAGCAGGCUCUAGGCGCUAACUAUGGAGAAAAGUGCCUCUACAGCUAUUGUGCCUAUGAUAGGAAGCCUCUCUCCGGGUUCAAGCCAUUAACCCCUGCCCCAGCCAAGUGUGCCCACCACCCCGCGCACGCCCCCGCGGCUGGCCCAGUACGGCCCUGCCCUCCCCCCCACUCGCUUCCGGAACCUGGACCACAGCAGCAAACCUUUGCGGUCCCCUGGCCACCACAUCAGCCCCUGCAGAUGCCAAAGAUGAUGCCUGAAAACCAGUAUCCCUCAGAACAGAGAUUUCAGAGACAACUGUCUGAAUCCUGCCACCCCUUCCCUCCUCAGUCAGGAGUUCCUGGAGAUAAUCGCCCCAAUUACCACCGGCAAAUGUCAGAAUCCAUUGUCCCUGCAACUCCCCCACCCCCUCAGAGAUUCAAACAAGAAUACCAUGAUCUACUCUAUGAACAUGGGGUCCCAGGCAUGCCAGGCCCCCCAACACAUGGGUUCCAGUCACCAAUGGGAAUCAAGCAGGAGCCCCGGGAUUACUAUGUUAAUUCAGAAGUGCCCAACUGCCAGUCGUCCUAUAUCAGAGGGGGGUAUUUCUCCAGCAGCCAUGAAGGUUUUUCAUAUGAAAAAGAUCCCCGGUUGCACUUUGACUACACUUGUGUUGUUCCUGAGAGACUGGAAGGCAAAGUCAAGCAAGAGCCCACCAUGUACCCGGAGGGGCCCCCUUACCAGAGGCAAGGUUCUCUUCAGCUGUGGCAGUUCCUGGUUACUCUGCUGGAUGACCCAGCCAAUGCCCACUUCAUUGCCUGGACGGGCCGUGGCAUGGAGUUUAAGCUGAUAGAACCUGAGGAGGUUGCUCGGCAUUGGGGCAUCCAAAAGAACCGGCCAGCCAUGAACUAUGACAAGCUCAGCCAUUCUCUACGCUAUUACUAUGAAAAGGGCAUCAUGCAGAAGGUGGCCGGGGUGAUAGUCUAUAAGUUUGUGUGUGACCCGGAUGCCCUCUUCUCCAUGGUCUUCCCUGACAACCAGCGUCCGUUCCUGAAAGCAGAGUCCGAGUGUCACCUCACCAAGGAGGAUACCCUGCCCCUGACCCACUUUGAAGACAACCCGGCCUACCUCCUGGACCUGGACCGCUGCGGCAGCCUCGCCUACGCCGAGGGCUUUGCUUACUAAGUGUCCGAGUGGCUGAGCGGCCAAACCCUAGAUAGAGCUAGCAGUUCCCAUUCAGGCAAACGAGGGCAGUGGUUUUGUUUGUGUUUUUGGCUGUUCCUAAAGUUUGCCCUUUGAGUAUUAUCUGGAGAACCCAAGCCGUCUCUGGAUUGGCACCCUCAAAGACAGAUACCUUGGCUGGGGAGUGGGAACAGGGAAGGGGCAGAGAAACCACCAAAAGGCUGGUGCCUCGGCUUCUGAUCCUGACAAGGUUUCUGGGGAGAGAUUGCGGUGGAGCCUCCUUCCCAAGGACAAUAUAUAUGCAAAGCAAUACCUUGUUCAGGGUAGUGCCCACAAACCAGGACAGAGUGUGUGACAAUCUGCAUUGAUCGUGGGCUACUAAUUGCCUUUACAUAGAAGGGCUCUGAUUUGCAUAAUUUAUUGAAACAGAAAUGACAGACCCAUAGAAUAGUAGGCUAAGAAGCUGGGAAGGCUCAGACCGUGAAGGGUUAAAAAGUCUAUCUUCAAAUUGGGAGAGCUCUUCUAGCUCGAGCUGCGAUGUUUCCCCUCGGUCUAGAAAGAAGGGGGGAAAGUCAGAACAGCUGUUCCCCACUCCAUGGUUCUCAAAUACUAAACCAUUGCGACUCUUGGGAACCUUCUAGCCAUGUGGUCACCAAGUAGAACAAGCCCCCUUUCUCUUCCCAGUCACACAGCUGUGUGUGUGGAUGGCUUUCAUUUUAGAAGGGUGAUUUACACUUAUGACAGUAUUUUGUUUUGCUUUGAUUCGGGGGAUUGUUUUGUUUUGGUGGUUGUUUUGGAAAACCAGUUUAUAAACUGAUUUUUGUAGUUUUGGUAUUUAAAGCAAAAAAAAAAAAAAAAAAAAGCCAACACACAAACCUUUUGGUAACUGUGCACUGCGUCCUAAGCAGGGCAGUGCCAGCUGAUGACGCUGCAGCUUGAAAGGGGCUUUGCUGGGGGUGCCCCCUUAGCCGUGCACAAGCCCAUUCUAUUGCCUGCUUUGUGCUUUCUGCACCAGACAGCCUGAUGGAACAUUUGCACCUGAGUUGUACAUUUUUGAGGUGUGCAGGGCAGCCCAGACACACCACUUGAUUCUAUGUGUAUAGUUCCUUGUGUUUUCUAACAUGCUCUCUCUGGAAAGCAUAUGUACAUAAUACAUGUCAUGUCCAUUCAAAACCUGGCCACCUGGCGGGAACCCUGGGGAUUUCUCCCCGGGCAUGACUGAUGACAAUUUCCAUUUCAUACAUUUGUUUCGUUUCCUUUUUUUUUUUUCUUCUUCAAUUCUUGGACUUUCAACCCUGCAUAUGAUUCAAUAGGGUUUGAGAUGUACAUGUGACCCUGACAGGUAAAACAGUGCUAGCAUUUGAGUUUCCUGCCACCUUAAAAAAAAAAAAAAAAAGUUUACUAUGAUUACUGUAUUAUAUCAGAAAAGUUUUAAACCACCCAGCUAAAGCUA
Messenger RNA from Canis lupus familiaris (dog), 3018 nucleotides. Its product is annotated as ETS translocation variant 5-like. NCBI's taxonomy places the organism in Eukaryota, Metazoa, Chordata, Mammalia, Carnivora, Canidae. Gene Ontology annotation, molecular function: sequence-specific DNA binding; DNA-binding transcription factor activity, RNA polymerase II-specific. Gene Ontology annotation, biological process: regulation of transcription by RNA polymerase II; cell differentiation. Gene Ontology annotation, cellular component: nucleus. The record is from RefSeq and is a predicted model, not a curated record.